AUGCUGUGGAUAUUUCGUUAUUUUCUUGUCUGUGUUUCGGUCACCAACCCUGUAAUCGCUGAGGAUCAAUGCAGGGUAGAAAUUAACAUUCGUGGCAUGGCUCUCAAAGGUUUCGUUUUCAAGAGAAUGACAGUAGCAGCUCCUCAUAUCUGUGAUAUCUUAUGUGAAAGGGAAAUUACCUGCCAGAGCUAUAAUUUCAACAGAAAAGAACAGAUCUGUGAAUUAAACAACCGCACAAAGGAAGCAAGACCCGAGAAUUUCCGCUCAGACCCAGCGUGGUUUUAUAUUCGCCGUUUAAACGGAAGAGGUAAGAACUUAACAAGCACUUUGAAUAAAAACCAUGCUGCUUACAGUCCGUGUUUUCCAAUCUCCUGUGCCCUUUGGUAUCAAUUUCUCUAUCAAAAUAGAAAAUUUCAUCCUUUUCUUUUUUCUUUUAAGUUUAAAUAUUUGUUAACUUCCGUUUAAAAAAAAAAACAGCUGUGAUACAUGUAUAAACAUUGACAAAAAAUGAUUGCGUCAUUUCUACAAGAAGCUUAAGGUCAGUAAAGAACUUUGAAGAAUUGGAAGCUCAAACGAAGGGUUUAUGCGAGAGGGGGUCCUGUCUUCCUAGAGGGUUGUGCUUGACAGAACGUUGAAAUAUUUCACAACCAAAGAAGGACAUUCAAGUGAAUGGAAUUCGAGCUUCAUUCUUAUUCUCUCGUGCUUUUCACUUUUUCCUUUCCAUCUGCGCGUACGAAUACUUUAUUUUCAACAUUUUUACCCGUACCAGCUCCCUUGGGUUCGAUACAGGAGUUACCAGCACGUUCAUGCCGUGAAAUAACAGCAAGCGAAGGGAAAGACACCGCAAGCAACAAAUACUGGCUGGAUCCAUCUGGCACUGGGAAGGCAGUGUUGGUUUACUGUGAUAUGAAUUUGGAAGGU
Pocillopora meandrina is the source of this 921-nucleotide messenger RNA. Lineage: Eukaryota; Metazoa; Cnidaria; Anthozoa; Scleractinia; Pocilloporidae. The record is from the annotation of a GenBank genome assembly.